Messenger RNA from Prunus armeniaca (apricot), 1701 nucleotides. The record is from the annotation of a GenBank genome assembly. Lineage: Eukaryota; Viridiplantae; Streptophyta; Magnoliopsida; Rosales; Rosaceae.
AUGGUCGAAGGCUUCGAAGUCGGAGGCGUCCCGUUCAAUCCAGACGGGUGGGGCCCACCGGACAGCGCCACCACCCCAACCACCACCUCCAACCUCCCUCUCAACGUCCCCUUCGCCCCAUUCUCCCGCGCCGAUAAGUUGGGGCGGAUCGCCGACUGGACCCGCACCUUCAACAACCCGGCCAGGUCUAAGAACCCAUCGGAUUCAGUCUUCGACUUCUCGAACGACGAGUCGUUCCCUGCCUCCGCCGAUGACGACGCCUCAUUCCGUCUCGUCGACGGAAAGCCCCCGCCGCGCCCCAGGUUCGGCCCCAAAUGGCGGUUCCAGCAGCAGCGGCAGCUGCCUCACCGCCGCGACGAAGAAGUCGAAGCCAAAAAGCGGGAGGCCGAGAAGGAGCGGGCCCGCCGCGACCGGCAAUACAACAUGAACCGGUCCAAUGUCAAUGUCCCUCGCCGCGAAGCCGCGGUUUUCAAAUCAUCGGUCGAUAUUCAACCCGAGUGGAACAUGCUGGACCAGAUCCCUUUCUCCACAUUCUCAAAGCUGUCGUUUUCGGUCCCAGAACCAGAGGACCUGCUCCUCUGCGGUGGGCUCGAGUUUUACGAUCGGUCCUGCGAUCGAAUCACGCCCAAGAACGAGCGAAGACUCGAGCGUUUCAAGAAUCGGAACUUCUUCAAGGUCACCACCACCGACGACCCAGUCAUUCGCCGACUUGCGAACGAGGACAAAGCUACAGUAUUUGCCACUGAUACCAUUCUCUCGACUCUCAUGUGCGCGCCCAGGUCGAUUUACUCUUGGGAUAUCGUUGUUCAGCGAGUUGGGAACAAGUUAUUCUUCGAUAAACGUGAUGGGUCGCAGUUGGAUUUGCUUUCGGUUCACGAGACAUCUCAGGAGCCAUUGCCUGAAGCCAAGGAUGAUAUCAAUUCUGCUUACUCGUUGAGUGUUGAGGCUGCUUAUAUUAACCAGAACUUCUCGCAGCAGGUUUUGAUUAGGGAUGGCAAUAAGGUAACAUUCGAUGAGCCCAACCCAUUUGCGAAUGAAGGUGAGGAGGUUGCUUCUGUUGCGUAUCGCUACAGAAGGUGGAAGCUUGAAGAGGGUAUGUAUCUGGUUGCGAGAUGCGAGGUUCAGAGUGUCAUGGAGGUCAACAAUCAGAGGUCGUUUUUGACUCUGAAUGCGCUUAAUGAGUUUGAUCCCAAGUAUUCUGGUGUGGAUUGGAGGCAGAAGUUGGAAACCCAAAGGGGUGCGGUUUUGGCGACUGAGCUUAAGAACAAUGCUAAUAAGUUAGCUAAAUGGACUGCUCAAGCUCUUCUGGCCAGUGCGGAUUUGAUGAAGUUGGGUUAUGUUUCGAGGGUUCAUCCUCGUGAUCACUUUAACCAUGUGAUUUUGGCUGUGGUCGGAUAUAAGCCCAAGGAAUUUGCUUCGCAGAUUAAUCUGAACACGAACAGUAUGUGGGGUAUUGUGAAGUCUAUUGUUGACUUGUGUAUGAAAUUGAAUGAGGGCAAGUAUGUUCUUGUUAAGGACCCGUCUAAGCCUCAGGUUAGGAUCUAUGAGGUCCCUCCAGACGCCUUUGAGAACGAUUAUGUGGAGGAGCCAUUACCGGAAGAUGAGCAAGUUCAGCCACCUACAGAGGAUGGGCAAGGUGCUGAGCCAAAUGCUGCUGCAAAUGAUGUAGAGGAUAAGGAGGUUGAGGCUACUCAAGCUUAA